AUGACGCCGUGGGGCCGUUAUAAGUUCCUCCGCACGUCCAUGGGCCUUAGUUGCUCGGGUGACGAAUACAACAGGAGGGCGGAUGUCGCGUUCGCCACAGUGUCAAAUACGGUGCGUGUGGUUGACGAUCUGCUUUGCUUUGAUCGCACCUUCCUCGAGCACGUGAUGGGAGUGUGUGAAGUCCUCCAAGCGGCAUGCGACGCCGGUAUCACAUUCAGCAAAGAAAAGUUUCGCUUCGCCCGCGAUCGUCUGUUGUGGGUUGGAUACGAGAUCAAGCACGGCGGAAUUACCAUCGAGGAGGCCAAAUUGAAGGCCCUGUCUCAAUUUUCCCGGCAGACUAACAUUUCGGAAUUACGAUCAUUCAUGGGCCUGGUGGAGCAACUCGCCGGAUUCUCGACGGAGGUGGCAGCGGCGAAGGAACCCCUUCGACCCCUUCUUAGCACCCGAAACUCGUACGUGUGGACGCCGGACCAUGACCGGGCAUUUGCCGCCGUUAAGUUGGCUUUAACCUCCCCGCCCGUGGUGGUCCAUUUUGAACCAGAUCAUCCAAGUCGACGCCUCGCGCAAGAACGGAAUGGGGUACGCGCUACUGCAGCGACACGACGGAGGCUGGCGUCUAGUGGAUGCCAAUUCCCGAUGGUGCUCCGAUGUCGAGUCACGAUAUGCCUUCGUGGAGCUGGAGCUGACUGCAGUCGAAUGAGCGAUCCGGAAGUGCCGCUUAUACCUAUCCGGUCUACCCAACUUCACCCUGAUGACAAUCCCAAAAUACAGCGUCUGAAAGAGCGACUGUCGCCGUACUCUUUCACAACCGUGUGGAGAAAGGGGAAGGAACAUGCCAUUCCAGACGCCUUAUCACGGGCCCCAGUCAACGACCCAGCGCCGGAAGAUGAACGUGUGGGCGCAGACCUCAAUUCUUCCGUUCGAAAUGUGGUGAUUCAGUCGAUCGCGGCUAUAUGCAACUCUGAAGACGAAUCAGCUCCGCCGGCACACUUGUCGGACGCUUUGCUGGCCGAUCUGCGAUCCACGGCCGCGGGGGACGCGGACUACACGGCCCUAGCGGCGGCAGUUGAACCGGGUUUCGGAACGGACCGUGCUCGCAUGUCUAACUACAUACGUCAGUUUUGGUCCAUUCGUCACCAACUGUCCACGGAAGAUGGCCUCGUUCUCUUCGGAUCCCGCAUCGUGGUGCCGGCAUCGUCCGGACAAAACGACGGGCCCAGCAGACGGUAUAUGGCCGGGAAUAUCGAACGACGUCACGAUGCUCGUCGAACGCUGCUGCAAGUGCCAGGAGAGGCGGCCGAGCCUGUGCCAGGAGAGGCGGCUGAGCCUGUGCCAGGAGAGGCGGCUGAGCCUGUGCCAGGAGAGGCGGCCGAGCCUGUGCCAGGAGAGGCGGCCGAGCCUGUGCCAGGAGAGGCGGCCGAGCCUGUGCCAGGAGAGGCGGCCGAGCCUGUGCCAGGAGAGGCGGCCGAGCCUGUGCCAGGAGCCACUGAUCACGGAAACCUCCAUGUGCUGGUAUACGCGGACAGAUUAUCGGGUUGGCCAGUAGUCCACCAAUGGCGACGCGAUCCCACCGCGCGAGAAGUAGUCCAGGCAGUCGUGCACAAAUUCGUCGAGCUGGGCGUGCCCAUGCGAUUCCGCUCGGACAAUGGACCUCAAUUCGAUGCCGGAGUCUUCCAAGAGACACUGAAACGUUGGGGCGUGGCGUGGGGCAACUCUACCCCUCAUUACCCCCAGAGCAACGGCCAUGCGGAGGCAGCAGUGAAGGCGAUGAAAGAAUUAGUGGCGAAGACGGGCGGAGAUUUAUCAUCGGAAGAUUUUCUGGCGGGACUCCUGGAGUUUCUGAACACCCCCCACGAGAGCGGUGCAUCGCCGGCAUAA
Molecule: messenger RNA, 1878 nt
Organism: Daphnia magna
Lineage: Eukaryota; Metazoa; Arthropoda; Branchiopoda; Diplostraca; Daphniidae
Exons: 4
Coding region: 1-1878 (625 amino acids)
Biological process (GO): DNA integration
Molecular function (GO): nucleic acid binding
Source: RefSeq, a predicted model, not a curated record